AAUCAGAUCCCAAACCAUGGUCAUCUUCACACACACACAAAUAAUAAUAUGAUCAUUAAUUCUUUUUCUUCCUUCUUCUUCUUUCUUCUGUAUACUCAACUACAUACAUACAUUACUGUCAUAUAAAAUAUGAAGAGGGGUAAAACUGCAUUGACUACCUGCAUAGCAACAUGCCAAACCCGGGCCGAUCGCAACGCAGCUCAUCAUCUGACAGUUGUUGGAAUAUCUCCCUUCCCUUCUAGACCACCCCCGUCAGUGCCCCCUUUUUCAGGGUUCAAUAAAUACUAUUCAAAGCUGCCCCACAGUCCUCGUCACCGUAGUUGCUUGCCCCUCUUAUGUUGGAGAUUAACAAGCACACCUCCUGAAACAAUAGCAGAAUAGUUAUCAUAUUUUUUACGCAGAGAAAGGCAGAAAUCACAGAUAGAUAGAAUACCUUGUAGGUUAUUAUUAUUAUUAUUAUAGUAGGUAUGAAACUAUCGGAAAACGUCCUGCCAAGUGUCCCUCUCUAUCUCUCUCUGCCUUAGGAUAAUACACAUCACAAUCCCUCCUGCAAAAGCAGUCAUGCCUAGCUACUACAAAGUAUAACGUUCAUUCAGACAGCAAUAGAGAAAUCCAAU
Molecule: messenger RNA, 617 nt
Organism: Aspergillus welwitschiae
Lineage: Eukaryota; Fungi; Ascomycota; Eurotiomycetes; Eurotiales; Aspergillaceae
Exons: 1
Coding region: 130-381 (83 amino acids)
Source: RefSeq, a predicted model, not a curated record